Messenger RNA from Cetraspora pellucida, 1283 nucleotides. NCBI's taxonomy places the organism in Eukaryota, Fungi, Glomeromycota, Glomeromycetes, Diversisporales, Gigasporaceae. The record is from the annotation of a GenBank genome assembly.
AGUAUGUGGAUUACCUGGUCAUAAUCGUAAAACAUGUUCAACACGAUAUGGUGCUAUGAUCCCAUAUAAUCCUAAUAAUGCAACAAAUAUAAUAGUUAGAAAACAUCCAUCAGAAGGUAGAGCAUGUAGUCAUUGCGGAGCAUUGGGACAUACAAAUAGAAUGUGUUUUUUAAGAAGAUUUAAUCAUAAUGUUAUAAAUGUAGUUGGUAUAAGAAAAUUUAUUAAAAAAUAUUUUGAAAAUCCAAAAUCAAGAUUAACAUUUUGUAGUUGUUGUGGUGAAAUUGGUCAUAAUAAAAGAAGCUGUAGGGUAUAUGGUAGAGGUGCAGAUGCAGCUAAUUGCAUAACACAAAAUCAUUUAAGAUAUGUAAAUAUACCAUUUCAACAACAAUAUAUGAAAAUACCACAACAACCAUUUAUUUUUUAUAAUCAAAAUAUUCCUAAAAUACCAAAAAUUCCUAGAGUACCAAAAAUACCAAAAAGACCUAGAAUUCCAAAUUAUAUUGCUGCAUGUGGUUGUUGUGGUAAUGAAAAUCAUAAUCGAUAUGAUCCUCAAUGUUUACAAAAUUUACAAAAUCAAUUUCAACAACAUGAUCAAAAAUUAGUUAAUUUAAUUAGACAAUCAGAAAUCCAAUUAGAAACUAUAUUAGAUCAUAUGAAUAGAAAUAUUAACACUCAUUAUACAAGAACAAAUGAUAAUAUUUUUAAUCGUUUUAAUCAAUUAAACCAAAAAAUGAUGACAAUUGGUAAAACAUUAGAUAAUAAUGGACAAAAUAUUAAUCAAAUUGGUAAUAAUAUAAAUCUAAGACUUAAUAAUUUAGAUAGAAAUAUUAACAAUUGGUUUGGAAGAAUUAAUGAUAAUAUUAUUAAUAUGAAUCAGAGAUUUGAUAUUCUUGGUACAACAUUAAAUAAUAAUUUUGGUAAAAUAAAUACUAAUAUCGAUAAUACAAACCAACAAAUUAAUACAAAUUUUAGAGAUUUCAAUCAAAGAAUUAAUAAUUUAGAUCAAAGUAAUCAAAGACUUAAUAUUGAAUUUAAUAAUUUAUUUCAAAGAAUCAAUAACAAUAAUCAAGAGAUAGGAAAUUCUAAAAAUCGUUUUAAUGAACAAAUAGAUAAUAUUAAUCAAAAUAUUCGUAAUAUAAAUUUUAAUAAUAUACAUUUAGAUAAUUAUUUACCAAAUUUAGAAAAUUUAUACACUCAAUUAAUAACAAGAAAUAAUAACAAUUUUGAAGAAUUAUUAAAUAAUCUUCAAAAUGAUAUUAGAACUAUAAAUUUAAAUAAUGAAC